AUGGCUGAACUUGUUGAAAAGGGUAAAGUUAAAUAUAUUGGACUUUCUGAAUGUUCAGCUGAUACGCUUCGACGCGCUCACAAAGUUCACCCAAUCGCCGCUGUUCAGGCAUCUUGUGAAGAACUUGGUGUUACAAUUGUCGCGUAUAGCCCAAUAGGGCGUGGUAUAUUAUCGGGAAGAUAUAAAUCCAUAAAUGAUUUUGAACCUAAUGACAUUCGUAGAUACCUUCCUCGUUUUAUGGGAGAUAAUUUUACUAAAAAUUUAGAUCUCGUAAAAGAAAUUGAAAAGAUAGCCGAAAAGAAAGGCGUUACUGCUAGUCAAAUUUGUUUGGCAUGGGUUGUGGCUCAGGGUGAAAACAUCGUUGCAAUUCCCGGUACUAAAAAAAUUAAAUAUUUGGAAGAAAAUGUUCAUGCUGCCAAUGUCAAGUUAACCGCUGAAGAAUUAGCUGAAAUUCGAAAAAUUAUUGAUUCUAUUGAAGUUACCGGUCCUAGAUACCCUGAAGGCCAUCAGAAGUUUGAAAAUUUUAAUUUCAUCGCCUAUAAAUGGUGA
Racocetra fulgida is the source of this 549-nucleotide messenger RNA. Lineage: Eukaryota; Fungi; Glomeromycota; Glomeromycetes; Diversisporales; Gigasporaceae. The record is from the annotation of a GenBank genome assembly.